This is a messenger RNA of Trichomonas vaginalis G3, 507 nucleotides long. RefSeq lists its product as uncharacterized. Bases 1 to 507 code for a protein of 168 amino acids. The transcript has a single exon. NCBI's taxonomy places the organism in Eukaryota, Parabasalia, Trichomonadida, Trichomonadidae. The record is from RefSeq and is a predicted model, not a curated record.
AUGUUUCCAAAUGAUCAAUUUAAUCGUGGAUACCAACACGACAGAAUGACAAGAUUUGCAUCAAAUGUAGAUAGGCCUAUCGAGAGUCGCCCAAGAAGAGAUUUCCCGAUGAGAAGUCAAUCAACAAGAAUUGAGCCUAGCAGCCCACGCGAGAUUCCGAUGCAGAGAAAGACAUCAACAAUACCACCUAUAGUUAAUUUCGAUCUUUCACAACGUGAAAGCAAUAUAGAAUGUGAGAUUUUACCAACAGAUGUUUCAAUAGAUGAUGAUGACCCACUGAAAAAGAUCAUUCAAAUGCAAAAUGCUAUUUCAGAGAAAUUUAUUAAUACGAUAGAAAGCAGCUGCAAAGUUAUAACAGCAGCAACGGAAAUAAUUAACGAAAUGCCUAAAUUCUCAAAACCAUAUCAAAACGCUCAACAUACAGGUAAUGACUUAGAAAGUCGUAUUCAAUACGUUCAAUCUAUUGAAGAUGGAGCAGAUUUGAACUUAGAAGAAAUUCUUAAAUGA